Molecule: messenger RNA, 1539 nt
Organism: Populus nigra (black poplar)
Lineage: Eukaryota; Viridiplantae; Streptophyta; Magnoliopsida; Malpighiales; Salicaceae
Product: transcription factor MYB46-like
Exons: 2
Coding region: 254-1258 (334 amino acids)
Source: RefSeq, a predicted model, not a curated record
UUUUACUGCUCAGACCUCAGACUCAUUCAUCAACCAACCCCUCUCUCUCUCUCUCUCUCUCUCUUUCCUAUAUUCUAAGCAAUACCCACAACCAUCAUCACCAUCAUGAUCGGCAUGCCCACUCUGCCAAGCUCCUCUCUCUCUUUCUCAUAAUCUGCCAUUCUAUAAAGCCUUAACUGAUCUACAUCAAACCAGUUGGGAAGAAAUAUAUAUAGAUCACCUUUCUAGUGACAGGGAUCCAAAGGCUCUCAAAAUGAGGAAGCCAGAGGCCUCUGGGAAGAACAACGAUAUAAGUAACAAGUUCAAAAAGGGCUUGUGGUCACCGGAGGAAGACGACAAGCUCAUGAACUACAUACUAAACAAUGGACAAGGUUGUUGGAGUGAUGUAGCAAGGAAUGCUGGUUUGCAGAGGUGUGGCAAGAGUUGCCGGCUUCGUUGGAUUAAUUACUUGAGGCCUGAUCUCAAGAGAGGUGCAUUUUCACCCCAGGAAGAAGAGAUGACCAUCCAUUUGCAUUCCCUUCUUGGCAAUAGGUGGUCUCAAAUAGCGGCUCGCUUGCCAGGAAGAACCGACAAUGAAAUCAAGAACUUUUGGAAUUCAACAAUAAAGAAAAGACUAAAGAGCCUGCAGUCAUCCAACGCAUCACCAAACACAAGUGAUUCAUCCUCGGAGCCUAGCAAAGAAGUCAUGGGAGGGUUCAUGACCAUGCAAGAGCAAGGCAUUUUGCCCAUGAACAUGGAUCCGUCACUGUCAUCUUCAUCAUCGUUGGAAACCUCCAUGCAAGCAAUGAUUCUAAAUACCAUGACGGACCCAUUAUUGCCUAUGCUUGAUCAUGAUCAUGGCCUCAACAUGUAUAUUGGUGGUGCAAGUGGAUACGAAUUCAAUGGUGCACCACCAUGCAUGACUCAUCAAGUUCGAGUGAACAGUUCUGAUCAUGGGUUGUAUGGGCCGGAAGGGAUCUUUGGAGGUGUUAAUGUUGGGAUUCCUCCUUUAGAGAGUGUAAGCUGCAUGGAGGAAAAUGCAAAAAGCCAAACUACACAGGAUAAUAGCACUGACAAGCACCCAUAUAGUAGCUACGUGAGUAGUCUUAACAAAAAUUGCAAUAGCACUAGUACUGAUCAUAACAAGACAGAUAACGCAGCUGCUGAGAUGGGGAAUUUUUGGCACGGAGAAGAGUUAAAAUUGGGGGAGUACUGGGACUUGGAAGAGUUGAUGAGAGAUGUUUCGGCCUGUCCUUCUCUUGAUUUCAAAGUUGAGUGAAUGGCUAUUCCCCCAUAUAUAUAUAUAUUCAAUUUUCUUUCUUCAUUCAAAUUGAGAGAGCUUUGCUAUAUAUAAGCACCCUUCAAAUAUAUUCUCUCUCAACCUUUGUAUUCUACCGGCUUUCAUCAAGAGAUUUAGCAAGUUUAUGUAUAGCUUCAAUUAGGUAUAGGACAAAGGUGAUCAGGAGACUACGUACGUACUGCACUAAUUGAUGACCAGAUAUUUCUUGUAUGUAAAUGUAUCUUACGAAAUGUUGCAAUUUCAUCAUUACUUUUCGAGCA